AUGGGUGUCUCACAUGAGACGUCCAUUAUGGUGCUCAUCCUGGUGUUCUCGUCGGCCACCAGCGUUGGCGCCGUUCGCCGCAAGGCAUGGCGCAUGCUGCAAAUUCACGGUAAACGGGCUUGGCUGAAACCAGGUUUGCCGUGGUACGACCCGCACUACCCUACCGUCUUCAACACUACGAUCUACCCAGAUUUCAUGCAGGGAGGAGGGUACAUCCUCUCGCACGGCGCAGCCCGCGCCGUCGUCGACAUGGGGAAGGAGGUGGGACUCUACUCGUGGCGGCGUGAAGCAGAACGGAUGCCGCAUCAAGAGGACGUGCUCGUGGCGGAGCUGCUGCGGCGUGUAUCAAUGUGUAAGCGUGUUGCGCUGCGAUUUACUUUCAGCAUCCAACUGUCACGGGGGGUCAAGCACGUGCACAGUAAGCUGCCGACCCGCUGCGGGCGGGAGCAAAUGUGGAUGCACCCUGUCAACCUCGCCAGGAUUGCUGCGGUCGAGCGGGCUGCUAGCGGCAUUGCAGAAGCCGUGAAACGGUGA
Messenger RNA from Emiliania huxleyi CCMP1516, 534 nucleotides. RefSeq lists its product as hypothetical. Bases 1 to 534 code for a protein of 177 amino acids. The record is from RefSeq and is a predicted model, not a curated record. NCBI's taxonomy places the organism in Eukaryota, Haptophyta, Isochrysidales, Noelaerhabdaceae. The transcript has 4 exons.